Molecule: messenger RNA, 996 nt
Organism: Suillus clintonianus
Lineage: Eukaryota; Fungi; Basidiomycota; Agaricomycetes; Boletales; Suillaceae
Exons: 1
Coding region: 1-996 (331 amino acids)
Source: RefSeq, a predicted model, not a curated record
AUGUCUCAGGAUGUAGCUGGAGGCGUGUUCGAACCAUUUUGGCUUGAUUUCCCUCAUUGCGAUAUUCACUUGGCUAUCACAUCUGACGUGCUUCAUCAACUCUAUCAAGGCAUAUUCAAGCAUAUGGUUGAGUGGUGUCAGGAGCUUAUGGACAAAGAAGAAUUGGAUAAAAGACUUAGAACUCUCCCUCCUUGUUAUGGCGUCCAUCACUUCUACAAGGGCUGGUCUGCUUUGGGUCAAGUCGGUGGAAAAGAGAGAAAACAUAUGGCUAGGGUGCUAUUGGCUUGCUUGAUUGGCAAGGUUCCAAGAGGUGUCAUCCUGUCAUACUGUGCCCUCCUUGAUUUCAUUUAUCUUGCCCAAUAUCCCACUCAUGAUGACAACACUCUGGAAUAUAUGCAACAGGCCUUACAAGAUUUUCACCUUCACAAGGACGUCAUCAUUAAUCUGGGUAUCAGAGACCAUCUCAACAUUCCGAAAUUCCAUUCCCUGCAACACUAUCUGGAAAACAUCCGAAACUUUGGAACCACUGAUAAUUAUAACACGGAGAUGUUUGAAAGGUUUCAUAUCGACUUUUGUAAAGAGGGGUGGUAUGCUUCCAAUGGAAGAAACGAAAAGCCUCAAAUGAUAUUGUGGCUAACUAGAAGAGAGAAGGUAGCAUCAUUUCAAAGCUAUCUCAAGAUGUCUAUGGAGGAUGAAGAAGACGAGUUUGCUCACUCAAGGUUUAGAGAUCACAGAGUUAUCCUCACCAAACAUCCUCAUCGUGUUCACCAAAAUAUUUUGGACGUCAUGCAGAAUCAUGUUUGCAAAGGCUUCAAGAAAGAUCUCAUCACCUAUCUUAACACUCAGUUGGCUCACUCUCAUUCACGCAGACAGCUCAGAGAUAUGGAUCUUCCUUUCACUCAUAUCGACAUCUAUCAUGGAUUCAAAUUCUGUCUAGACUCAUUAGGCAAUGACGUUGACUUUGAUCAAAUGGGCACAACCACCUAUUUCUCAUAA